Molecule: messenger RNA, 2555 nt
Organism: Prosopis cineraria
Lineage: Eukaryota; Viridiplantae; Streptophyta; Magnoliopsida; Fabales; Fabaceae
Product: putative pentatricopeptide repeat-containing protein At3g13770, mitochondrial
Biological process (GO): RNA modification
Molecular function (GO): zinc ion binding; RNA binding; protein binding
Source: RefSeq, a predicted model, not a curated record
GAGUUUAAGCGGCUGCCCGAAAGGUUGGGAAAUCGGAAUAUCCAUAACAUGUAUCGAGCGGUUAAGGCUUUAUGGCGCCAAACAAAAUUACGCACUACCUAACAAGUUCCAAUGCUUCGAACAAGAUAUAUAACAUCUUACAUUCAAGAAAUAUUGAUCAGUCAAAUAGGAUUUGUGACAUUCCCUUCAAAUUCACGGACUAUUGCAACUUCCAGCUGUAAUGUUCGUCUUCAAGAAGCUUUACUACAAAUGGCCCUUCUUGGCCAUCAAAUCAAGUUCGAAGGUUACCACGCCCUCUUGAAUGAGUGUGUGAACCAAAGGGCCUUUAGAGAAGGACAGAGAGUGCAUGCCCACAUGAUCAAAACUGAUUAUUUCCCAUCUGUAUACCUCAGAACAAGGCUGAUCGUCUUCUAUGCAAAGUGUGAGUCAUUGGGUGAUGCGCGGCGAGUGCUCGAUGAAAUGCCUGAACGAAAUGUGGUGUCGUGGACGGCCAUGAUUUCUGCUUAUUCUCAGAAGGGUUAUGCUUCCGAGGCUCUCACUCUCUUUCUAUACAUGUUUAGAUCAGGAACAAAACCUAAUGAGUUCACUUUUGCAACUGUACUUACUUCAUGCACAGGUUCUUCUGGUUUUGUCUUGGGAAGGCAAAUCCAUUCACUUAUCAUUAAAUCAGAUUAUGAAUCUCAUGUCUAUGUUGGAAGCUCACUUCUUGACAUGUAUGCCAAAGCUGGAAAAAUUCAUGAAGCUCAUAAUGUAUUCAAAUGCAUGCCAGAAAGGGAUGUAGUUUCUUGUACUGCUAUAAUCUCUGGGUAUGCUCAACUGGGUUUUGAUGAAGAGGCGUUGGGACUAUUUCGCCAGCUUCAAAGGGAAGGAAUGCAAUCAAAUUAUGUUACUUAUGCAAGUAUUUUAACUGCGCUGUCUGGGCUUGCAGCUCUAGAUCAUGGUAAACAAGUGCAUAAUCAUGUUCUUCGUUCUGAAAUCCCCUCAUUUGUUGUCCUUCAAAACUCUUUGAUUGACAUGUACUCAAAAUGUGGAAACCUCACCUAUUCAAGGAGGAUCUUCGAUACCAUGUCAGAGAGAACUGUUAUAUCUUGGAAUGCAAUGAUUGUGGGGUAUAGCAAACAUGGAAUGGGCAGAGAAGUGCUUGAUCUUUUCACUUUAAUGGGAGAAGAAAAUAAAGUCAAGCCUGACAGUGUCACAAUUCUGGCUGUGUUAUCUGGUUGCAGUCAUGGAGGACUGGAAGAUAGGGGGCUGGAUAUCUUCAAUGAUAUGGCCAAUGGUAAACUUGGAGUUGAGCCAGAGAUUGAGCAUUAUGGUUGUGUUGUUGACUCUGGUCGUGCUGGUCGAGUGGAAGAGGCUUUCAAAUUCAUCAAUGAAAUGCCCUUUGAGCCAACAGCUGCUAUAUGGGGUUCCCUUUUAGGUGCCUGUAGGGUUCAUUCGAAUGUUGACAUAGGUGAACUUGUGGGCCGUCGACUUCUAGAAGUUGAACCUGGCAAUGCUGGGAAUUAUGUUAUUCUGUCUAAUCUAUAUGCUUCAGUAGGAAGAUGGGAAGACGUAAGAUCAUUGAGAGAUCUGAUGUUGAAGAAGGCUGUAAUCAAGGAGCCUGGAAGGAGCUGGAUUGAGCUUGAUCAAAUACUCCAUGCUUUUCAUGCAAGUGAUCGUUGCCAUCCAAGAAGAGAGGAGAUAUUUGCAAAGGUGAAGGAGUUAUCAAUCAAGUUCAAAGAAGUUGGUUAUGUUCCUGAUUUGAGUUGUGUCCUAUAUGAUGUGGAUGACGAGCAGAAGGAGAAGAUACUUCAAGGCCAUAGUGAAAAAUUGGCUUUGAGCUUUGGCUUAAUUGCCACCCCAGGAGGAGCACCAAUCCGCAUUAUAAAAAAUCUCCGAAUUUGUGUUGAUUGCCAUAAUUUUGCCAAAUUGAUCUCAAAGAUUUAUGAAAGAGAAGUGUCUUUAAGGGAUAAAAAUCGUUUUCAUCGAAUCAUGGAGGGAUGUACUUGUGGCGAUUAUUGGUAAGAAGAUCUUGGACAGUCAUAAUUGUCAGGAGAAAUCUUCUCCCCAAAGUUGCAAUAGCGGUCGCUAAAAAUGAUGAUUGAGUAAUGAAAAGAAUUCCCACCAAGAAUUGGGAAACGAAGGACUGGAACCGAUUAUUGAUCGACCUGGGAGGAUCUAGCAGUGACUGCAAACAUGAAAUUUUUUGGGGGAAUCUGCUUGCACAUUUGCCUCAGAUAAUUUAUUUUUGGAGACUAUUUUAGAAAGGAUUACGGGGAGAACUGUAGAUGUAGGAGCAAGUGGUGGGUGGAUGAAAGCUGGGAUACACUUCUGGAAUGAAAUGUGGUUUCACGACACCUGCAAUACGUUCUUGUCUUGAGUCCGUAUUAUGUUAUUUAGUAGGUCAAGUCAAGAAUAUGAAUGCUUCAGAAGAAGAACCCAAUAGGUAUAUUGAAGUGAGAUUUAAGUUCGUCAGGUCCUAAAUGAUUAGCCAUUCGAGUUUUUAGACGAAAGGUUUAAAAUUUUUUAUGGUUUAUUCCUCAAAGAUCUUGGAGACAGCUAUUUGUCACAUCGUU